ACACACUAACUGCUGCCAGGAUCAAACCACUUCAAGGAGCAGUCAAGAAAAACACUUCUGUGACUGUGAAAAAUUCGGAUGUGAAGUCGAUGGGCAAACAAAGACGGCGGGGAGGAGAUGGAUACAGCGAGUGGGUGGACAGCAGGAGGGGAAUAAGUAAAGGAAUGCAGUGAUAUUGAGUAAGAGAUUGCAGUGAUACUCUAUGAGGCUGUCGUGCAAGGGAGAACGGAGGAAUAUAAAGUCGCUUUCAAUUCAGCCGAGCGUCAUCCACCAGCUGCAGGUGUGGUGUACUGUGGCCGUUAGUUGACAUCCUUUACUGCCUUCUGCCACCUCCGCCUCCAGCACAAUGGCGCACACUACCGCGAUGAUGCAGAGGAAAGUAGUUAUAUUUAUCAGCCUCCUCAUGUGUUUUCUCGGUGCCUCCCUCCUCUCCGCAGCCUUUGGCACCGAGUAUUGGUUUGUGUCUGACUCGAAAUGGUCUUACACCGGAGAGGUCUCUGGUAGCGUAAACUUUGGUCUCUUCAAAGGAAAAAAUGCAUUCAUGGUCAACGAGCAUCGGAUGCACACAAUUUACGUCGUGUGUCUGAAAGACUACUGUAUGUAUAGCUGCGCAGACACCAAAGAACACCGUGAGGAACAGUUACAGAUGUUACUGGACAAAGAGGAGAAUGGCCUGCUGGAGCACUGCGAGAGGAAAUCAGCAAGUCGAUCAGCAAAGAUGAUCCAUCCGACACAAGUUCAACUAAUGCAAGGCGUUGAUAAUGUGAGAAAGAGUAAUUUAUGGAGCCUAUUCUCCCCGCCGUUCAGUCCUCUGGGUCAGGUGGCCUAUAAACUUGAGAGUGAGCAUGUAGAGCGUGAUGACUUUGUCGAAGAGUCGGAGGCGACAGAUGCACCAGUGAACUCAAGCACCCUUGACCCUGGCACUGGCAACACUACGAGUGGACCGGAAAAUUUGGAGUACAUGGACUAUGGCCUGUGGGUGGGGACAAUCGCGUGCCUGAGUGCCGGGCUGUUGAUGGCCGUGGUGGGCGCCCUCUUCGCCAUCGUCAACACCGCCACCACGCCUGUCGAGGCCAUUACGGGGAUUCCUGGCCUCUACCUCUGGAACGGCCUCGCAGCUCUCUGCGACAUGUUGACGGUCAUUCUGUGGGCAGUGCAGUUCCAUAAACAUCUCACUGACAACGUUCUCCUCUACGACGCCAACGACGGAUGGACCACUAAAGGCAUGGAAGUCUUUGGUUACUCUUUCUGGUUGGUUGUGGUCGCCAUCUUCGUCCAUAUCGCCAACAUUGUCAUCAUCUCUAUUGGCACUUGGGAACCCAAGAAGAAGGAUCACCUACAGGCGCCAGAAUCUAAGGGAGGCAACAUAAUGCUCUACUAAGGAGGUUGAAUCUUAUCUCACCUCAUCCAGUCCAGUUCCUCCGUCUCCGGUCCUUCUCUCCCUUCUUCCUUGCCCUAACUCCCGUCAUGUGUUGCCUCUUCUACAACCGUGCAGAUGGGGAGUAAGACGCCACGCAUCGCUCUGAUGACUGCAGUAAACAAAGACUCCAAGACAAGACUCUACUGAGGGAACAAAGGCGUGUGAGGCGUGAGUGGAUGAAGUGUGCUUAAGUGUGUUGUGAGUCGCCCUUGGAAAGGCUUGGAAGUCUGUUUGUGCUUGGAAACGCAAGAAAAACAAUGAAAAGAAAAAAGUAACGCAAAAGGAAAAUGUGUUAGGAAGAUAUAUGAAGAAAUGGAGAUAAAUUUAAUCUAAUGUAUUCGCCACUAUUGUAGUUACGAGGUCAUGAAUAUUUAAACUUCCUAUUAUGCAGUGGACAGAUGAAAGGGAGGGAAGCUAUACCCUCUAGAUAAUGUACAUUUUUAGACCCAUCGGCGCUCAGAAAAAGUAAGCGAGCGAUCACCAUUCACGUCGAGUGUUAUUCUCUAAACAUCAAGCCAGCACGUGGAGCGAACCCUCAGAUCAUUGAUAUUACAACCACUACUCUAAAAUAUUGUCGAGCUAUUGCACAGCUCAGUGUUUUCACUAUUACAGUUUUUAAGGAGGGACAACAUAGGGCAAUAUAUGUAUAGCUGUGUGUGUGUGUGUGUGUGUGUGUAGAGAGAGAGAGAGAGAGAGAGAGAGAGAGAGAGAGAGAGAGAGAGAGAGAGAGAGAGAGAGAGAGAGAGAGAGAGAGAGAGAGAAAUACAAUCCCAGCAGCUUCUUACUGAAAUUCUUCGUUGAGAGAGAGAGAGAGAGAGAGAGAGAGAGAGAGAGAGAGAGAGAGAGAGAGAGAGAGAGAGAGAGAAAGUUCCUGAAAAAAAAAAGUACUAACAGAUGAGUGAGUGGCCCGGAGGUGUCAAAGGAUUUAAGAAAAGUUAUAUUUGUGAGGCAAACUUUGACGUGCGUCUCACCGAAGAGGAUCUGCGUCUUCCUUUUGUCUGGUACUCGGCAGUCAUUUGGCCCAAGAGCUCAGUUGAUUUGUGACCUUUCCUUUUAUCGUAGCUAUUGGAACCUCUCACUUCUUGUUUUCUCUCUCUCUCUCUCUCUCUCUCUCUCUCUCUCUCUCUCUCUCUCUCUCUCUCUCUCUCUCUCUCUCUCUCUCUCUCUCUCUCCCCACUCUUUUAUCCUUUGUUUUUUCCACUCUUCUCUGCUGAACUUUUAUUUCUCUUAAAAGAAAGAAGAAAAGAAAAAAAACUGGAAGGGAAGGCACUUUGAAUUCUCCCCGCCUGUUUUCUUGUCUAACUUUCUCCGUCUUAAGGAAGAGCUGCUGAAGAAUUCCAACUGGUCUUAAUUUUUAUCAAUAUUAUUUUCGUUUCUGUAACGGAAUUUUAACACUGACCUCAAACAUCACCCACAUACUCUCACUCAAGUACUAACUUUAUAUUACAAACCAGGAAACGUAUUGCCUUUUAAGCAUUUAUAACUGAGGUCUGUUGCAGAAUAUAAAAUGACGAAGGUGUUAAGAAUAGAAGAUGCAUCACUGAGGAGGAAGAGGAGGCGUAGAUGAGUGCCUGCCGAGAGAAACAGAACGACACUGAAGGAGACAUAAUUCGGGAAAAAAAAAUGGAGAAAAAAAUAUCUUACUACUCGUUUGUUAGGUUAUUUAAUUAAGGAAUAAAAAAUACUGCAACUAAAGUAUGACAGAGAGAGAGAGAGAGAGAGAGAGAGAGAGAGAGAGAGAGAGAGAGAGAGAGAGAGAGAGAGAGAGAGAGAGAGAGAGAGAGAGAGAGAUUACUGUACUACCAGUAUUGCAAAUCUAUAGUAGACUAGGUCCACAUUCAUUUCACUCAUCACUUGCUCAAGGAUGGACUGUGGACUGACCGCUACUUAGACAGACCGACUGACUCGCUAAGGUGUAGGCAAACCAGUGCCAGUCUUGCGUGCCCCACUCACGGCGGCACGGUUGAAACAGUAAAUGUUAGUUACGGCAAGGUACGAAAACAAUCAGUUAUACCUGCGAGGCAAAACCUAACCUGGUAAGUGGAUGGAUGAAUGAAAUGUGGCGACAAACAAGAAUAGUCCAGUGAAUGAAAAGGAAAACGUAAAACAGUAAUUCACCUCAAAAUUAUGUCUCGGAAAGUAGGAUUAAAAAAAUUAACCGCGGAAGGAAUGGAUUGAAAAUAUGUAAAAGAUAAUACAGCUAUGAAUUUUUAUAAUUUAAUUUUAUUGCCAUUCCAUGCAAAGCCUAUCAUUCAUUGAGUUAAUGCUUCUGGUUAUUGUCCCUAAACAUCCAGAAUACAAAGUGUCUCUUCCACCUACGCAUUAUGAAUACUACAUAGUAAUGUGUGUGUGUGUGUGUGUGUGUGUGUGUGUGUGUGUGUGUGUGUGUGUGUGUGUGCGUGCUUUGUACAUGCACACAUCUUACAUGCACAUAUACAUGCACACAUCUUUGAAGACCACCGGAUGACACGUACACACGAUAAGUUUACUAAACAUUUUCCUCUUUGCAACGUAGCAUGUAUAUUGACGUCAUGUUUCAUAUCGUCACAUUUUUGUGGUAAAGAAAAGGUUAGAGAGAGAGAGAGAGAGAGAGAGAGAGAGAGAGAGAGAGAGAGAGAGAGAGAGAGAGAGAGAGAGAGUAAUACAGAAAACUUUAAUUCUGUACAAGUUUAAUUAACAUCACGUAUCUGACUAGAAAGCAGAAUUGAAGCGAGGACGAGGGGCUGUGAUGGUGGUGGUGGCGGCGGUGGAAGUGGUUGGAAACUUGGUGGUACCACGACCCUCCUUCACCUUCCCUCAUUUCGGUCCCCCUUGGCGUAUCUCGUGUAAAUAGUGCCGAGCUGCCCACAGGCCCAGGCACGUGAGCUGAAAUCAGUGUUAAUACUGUAUUGUGGGGUCUCAGCAUUUUAUCUAUAAAUAUUUCUUUGACAGGGAAAUCCCAUUUAUUUGUUUCAUAUAUUGAUUUUCUCUGUAAUCUAAUAUUAAGGUUUUAAUAUUUAAGCUGUUACUAGUGUAUGAAUAUACUAUUAUGAAUUUGAA
Molecule: messenger RNA, 4459 nt
Organism: Scylla paramamosain (green mud crab)
Lineage: Eukaryota; Metazoa; Arthropoda; Malacostraca; Decapoda; Portunidae
Exons: 7
Coding region: 347-1381 (344 amino acids)
Source: RefSeq, a predicted model, not a curated record